CAUCCCUUCCUCCGAUACAGAAAAACCCCUCUCUCCAUCUCUUAACAACAACAAUGGCUUCAAUCUACACCUGCUUAGAAUGCAACACCGAUCUCAAUCUCAACUCCACCUACACCUACCCACCCAAUUUCUACUUCGAAGCCGGAAACAAAGACUCAAUUUCCUUCUCCGCCAUCGAUUCCACCAAAUUCAAAUUCGAAAAAGAAGAUAAGAUUCGUCCGUUUUUCGAAACAAUCAAUUAUUGGGGAAUUCAAAGAAAAAGAACUAAGAUCAAGUGCAAUAGUUGUAAUCAUCUUGUUGGUUAUGUAUAUGAUGAUGGUCCUCCUCUUACUGAUUCUCCUGGUCAAUUUCAUAUGGGUCCUAGUCAAGUUAUUCCUAGAGCUCCUAGGUAUAGGUUUAAAUCUAAAGCACUUCGAAUUACUUCAGCAUGAAACUUGAAUUGAUAUUUGAAAAUCAAUAUACUUGUGUAUUUUAUAUAGUUGGUUGGAUGUUUCAUAUGUUUUUGUUGAAAUAAAGUUGUUUAUUUUGUUCACUA
Messenger RNA from Trifolium pratense (red clover), 535 nucleotides. RefSeq lists its product as uncharacterized. Lineage: Eukaryota; Viridiplantae; Streptophyta; Magnoliopsida; Fabales; Fabaceae. The coding region runs from base 54 to 431 and encodes 125 amino acids. The record is from RefSeq and is a predicted model, not a curated record. The transcript has a single exon.